UUUAUAGUGCAGUUUUAGGUUCAGAGCAAAACUGAGUGGAAGGUACAGGGAUUUUCCAUAUUCUUCCUGCCCCUCCAACAGAUAUGCCCUGUCUCCCUCAUUAUCAACGUAUCUUCCCAGAGUGGUACACGUUUUAUAACUGAUGAUCCUACACUGACACGUCAUCAUCACGAUGAGUUCAUAGUUGACACGAGGGUUCACUCUGGGUAUUGUGCAUUCCAGGCGUUUGGACAAAUGUGUAAUGACAUGAAUCCACCAUUUGAGUAUUACACAGAUGAGUUUCACUGCCCUAAAAUCCUCUCUGCUCCACUGAUGCUUAUUCCUUCAUCCCCCUGAUCCCUCAGCCCCUGACAACCACCGAUCUUUUUAUUGUCUCUAUAGUGUGGUAUUAUUUAAUGUGUUUUGAAGUUGCACUGUUGCCCCAAGACAUCAUAUGAGUAGAGGGAUAACCACCUCAGCCAAGAGUAAUUUGGUCUGGGGAGGUCUCCACCGUCAGGACAAAGGCAUUUCAGAACCAUCCUAACAAUAGUGUUCCCAUAAGUAACCAGACACUGUUUGUAUCCAUGGCAACAUGGCUCCACGAGCACUGCUUCCGAGGAGCAGCUACCCUUCCUGGGCACUGUCAAGAGUUUUUCUUCUCUGACAUCCACUCCCCUCUUGCCCUGGCACACACCCCAGCCCAGGCACCAGGCAUCCAGGGCCUUCUGUGACUUUCCGGAUGCACUCCUUCACAGCUAGAAUGUGGUUGGCUUGUUGACUUCUGUUCCCAGCAUAGUGAACAGUGGGCACUAUAAGCCAGUAGGCAUUCAACUGAUGAUUCUUCAAUGAAAUAAUUGAUGCCACAUUUAGGUCUGUCUUUCUUGUGUGUUACAACUUCUGUUCUUCAACAAAGCCCCCAGAAUAUUCCAGAACUUUGAGGUCUUAUCUGGGGAUUUCUCAGAUGUUGGAGUACCCAGGUAUCACCUGCUGAGCCAGUUUCCCUGGCCUCACCUGCAGGGGAUCUGCAUCGGUAAAUCUGGGGCAAGUUCAGUACUUUGCAUGUGAGCACAGAUCCAGGUGUUUCUGAACCUGGUGGUCCAGGGACUGCUGCAGGAAGGAACCAAUAGAACUGCAGGCCUUAGGCGCAGUGGGUCUCAUCCAUCUCUACCUAUGGCAGUGGCUACAAGCCAUGCCCAGGCCACAUGGGCACAUGCCUUCAGAAUUAUUUUGUGGGAUGGAUGAGUUACAGAACUGGAGCCCUAAGACUUGAGUUCUAAUUUCAGCUCUGCCAAUUGCUGGCUGAUUGAAACUGAACAAGCCACCUGCCUUCCCUGAGACUGUCCCUUCUCCUGUGAAAUUAGGGCAUUGGAAUACAUGAAGAUCUCUUUAUGUCCUUAAUAACCUGUAAGUUUAAGAAUCUAGGAAAUCUCCAUGCUGGUGGCUGCAGUUAUAUCCCCAUAUCCUCAAUUCAUCAAGAAAGAGUCAAAAAUGGCAGCAGGGUUGUGUCAACUGCUCUCCUUAGCAGCUAUCAUAAGGGAAUUGCCUUUGUCAUCUUCCCCAGCCACCACCACAUUCCCACAUGGCCACCAUCACCCGAACCAUCUGACAGUGGGGGUUCCCUCCUAAAACUGAGAUGCAGGGCCCCACCGCAGGCUUUUCUUGCUGGCUGCUCUCCACUCCCACCCAAAGGCGCAGUUUUGCCGGGCUGCACACCUCCGAGAACUCAGUGCUUUGUGUUUUAUGUUGUUUCAUAUCCACUAGUGUUACAGAAACUGCUGCAGACCAGGGACCAAAAGUCCGUAGGUUCUACUUCUAGCAGCGACACUAGUGAGAUGAAUGACUGCUGGCAAGUUACUUUAUCUAUCUGACCUCACCUCCCAUGUACAGCAUUGGGUCUCUGUGCACAUUUGUGGUUCUAAAUCCUGGAGUCCAAAUCAGAAUUCUUUGUGCAAAAUAUACAUAGCUAGGUCUUAACCUUGGAGAUCCUGACUCAGUCCAGGCAAAGAUGCAGAUCUUGGGGAGGAAGCAACUCUCCAGAGGAGUCUCACCUUCAGUGAGUGCCAAGAUCUCUCCUGUCUCUCGGUUCACAAUGUUACCCUAACUAAUCCAUACUCUGAUGUCACCUGCUAACAACUUAGCCUGUGGCAUCAAACCAGUACCCCGUUUGCAGCUAGUACAAACACUUCUUUACAUUUAAGUUUUGUUUACGAGAUUUAGCCUAUAAUAAUAGAGGCUGCCAGUUGGGUUUCAAAUGUGUAUGUUCCAUUGCUAAUAGGAAAAACUGCAUCUAUUAUAAAACUUCUCUCUAGGAACUUAGCACAGAGGCAGGCCUUGUAUGGCAAGCAUUUGAAAACCCAUAACCAGUAUUCUGAACUGUGUUUUAAAUCACCUGAGAACAUUUCUUGAACGCUAGUCUUUGCUUAGAGUGACGAACCUAUUAAGUGGUUCCGUCAGUUAAGUUUGCAUCUAAGCAAUGUCUGAAUCGCAGGAGGAAGCCAGGAGUUGUGUCUGGCUUUCUGGCCAUACAAAUGGCAUGUGGAAAAGUCAUUGUGUAUUAUUAAUAGCCUUUGAUGCAUAUUAUUAUGACUUUCUCACAAUAUUAAUAUUAUUGGUUUUUAUUAAUGUUAUUUUUAUAGCAAUGCUAAUAUUAUGAGCUAAAACUUUCUGAGCGUCUGCUGGGUGCCAAAAAUUCUUAUAAAUGCUUAACAUGUAUUAGCUCCUAACAACACUUUGAAUUGAUUCUUAUUGUCUUCACUUGACACAUACGGGAAAUAAAAACCUGACCAUUAGACCGAGUAUGGUGGAUCAUGCCUGUAAUCCCAACACUUUAGGAGGCUGAGGCGGGUGGAUCACCUGAGGUCAGGAGUUUGAGACCAGCCUGGCCACCAUGGUGAGACCCUGUCUCUACUAAAAACACACAAAAAAUUAGUCGGGCACGGUGGUGAACACCUGUAAUCUCAGUUACCCAGGAGGCUGAUGCAGGAAAAUUGCUUGAACCUGGGAGGCAGAGGUUGCAGUGAGCCAAGAUCGUGCCAUUGCACUCCAGCCUGGACAACAAGAGCAAAACUCUUUCAAACAAACAAACAAACAAACAGAAAACUAAGCAUGUGAGGAGUUUGGCCUGGGUGGUGGAGCUUGUGAGCUAUGAGCUGGAAUCUGAGUGAAGGCUGGGCUGGUGGAAGGAGUUCACUCAAGCUCCCAAGGUAUUCUAUCCUCCAGGACUCUGAAUCACAGGGGAGGAGAAGGAAUUGUGGCAGGCCUAACACCUCUUCUUUCCCAAACACCAGGAGCAGGUUCUGUAUGUUACAACCAUUGAGGUCACAUUCUUGAAGUGCAUUUUGGGGAAGUCAUUAUUUUGGCUACAGCAGGGACUGAUGUAUCAGUCUAUUAGAAUUCAGAAAAAAGUAAGCAAACAAAAAAGGUGUUGGAAUUAAUUUUUUCUAGCAUUUUGAAAUGUACAAUUGGUUCAUGUUAACUAUAGCCACCAUGAUGUAUUGAAGACCAGGUCUUAUUCUUUUUAUCUAACUGUACAUUUGUACCCAUUAACCUAAUGCUCAUAGCAUCAAGAAAAGAUCAAUAUUUAAGGUGACAAAUAUCGCAAUUACCCUGAUUUGAUUAUGUGAAUGUGUUGGAUUAUCAUAUACACCCCCAAAAUAUGCACAUCUAAUUGUAUCAAUGAAAACAAAGACAAAAAUUAAAGCUUUUACAG
This is a messenger RNA of Rhinopithecus roxellana (golden snub-nosed monkey), 3688 nucleotides long. RefSeq lists its product as uncharacterized. Lineage: Eukaryota; Metazoa; Chordata; Mammalia; Primates; Cercopithecidae. Bases 1368 to 1847 code for a protein of 159 amino acids. The transcript has a single exon. The record is from RefSeq and is a predicted model, not a curated record.